AGCUAACGCUUUUGGCCCCUCUGAGUAAGGCCAUGUGAAAAACUGAAGCUGUUUUUUUUUUUUUUUGUUCUUCCUCCUUUUUUUUGGCUAAAUUUUCUUCAACGCCAAGAAAUUUUUUUCCAUAAAUAUAGAAAAAAACCUGAAACAGAGAAUAAAAUCUGAGCAACAAAGAAGGAAAAUAUGUUCAGAUUACAUAAGCAAAAGUCUGAUAAAUCUGGUGAGAGGUUCGAUUUCAAGUUCUCCAGCUUCCAAGCUAAUCAGGUUCCAAAAGGAUGGGACAAGCUUUUUGUGUCAAUUAUUUCUGCCGAUACUGGCAAAACUGUGAACAAGUCAAACAAAGCAUUGGUGCGGAAUGGAAAUUGUCGAUGGACAGAUAGCUUUUCGGAGUCUAUUUGGAUUGCACGAGGUGAUAUAUCAAAAGUGCUUGAUGAAUGCUUAUUUAAGCUUGUUGUUGCCAUGGGAUCAUCUAGAUCCGGCUUCCUUGGAGAGGCAACAAUUAACCUUGCAAACUACAUAAGUUCAAAAAAUUCAAUUCCUCUUUCAUUACCAUUAAAGAAAUGUAACCAUGGGACAGUAUUACAGGUUAAAAUUCAAUGCUUGACACCAAGAGAAAAACGCAGGGAUGAGCAAUGGAAAGAUGCAGAUUUGAAUUUAGAGGAUGCAUCUCUGGAAAAUGAUGACUUGGAAAACAAAUCCGAUGCAUCUGAUGGUACAUAUGCCAGGAGUGUUGGAUCUUCUUCUAGUAAUCAUUUAGAGGGUACUAUUCAUCCUGGAGAAUUGUCAAGUAGGGAGCCAAGUUUGUCAGCAUCAGAUUCACGGAAUAGCUUUGACUCCUUGGAUGGUUCCUACAGAGAAAAUUUCUCCCCUCAUAAUGGGGUUAUGAGUAAUCUAAUCGGAAGACAAGAUUCAACUGGUUCUCAAACUAGUACUCCAAGUGGAUCUUAUUCUUUUAAUGACUCUUCCAGGUCAAACCACUCCUCUGUCGCUCCAAAGGUCUCCAGCUCCGGAAGCCAUCCUCAUAACCACAGGGAGGACUUGAAUCGGGCUUCACGCCUUGUUCCCUCUUCUCCACUACGCAAUACUGGUUCAUCUAAAGAUCUCUUGGAAGCUGCAGAAAUUACAAUUGGGGAGCUUCGAGCAGAAGCUAGGAUGUGGGAGCAAAACGCUCGAAAGUUGAUGGUUGAUUUGGAAUAUUCUCAGAAGGAAUUUCUUGACCUUUCCAAACAUCAAAAAAGUCUUGAGGCAGCACUUUCAGCAUCACAGGCAGAAUGUGAUUGCUUGAAGCAGGAGAUCAAAGAAGUAAAGAUCUUAUUGGAGGAGUCACAGAUGAAACAGGCUGCUGCAAACAAUUUGAAAUUUCAGACUAAAAAUAAUGGCAAUGUUCAAAAGGAGUUGGAAGAGGAGAUAAGGUUUCAGAGAGAGGAGAAUGCUAAUUUGGCCUUACAGUUGAAGAAAACCCAAGAAUCAAAUAUUGAGCUUGUUUCCAUUCUUCAAGAACUGGAAGAAACUAUAGAAAAGCAGAAAGUGGAAAUUGAUAACCUUUCAGCUGCUAAACAGACCAGAAAGUCUUCUGAUUCUGAUGGGGAAAGUGAUAUUGUUGAACAAAGAAGUCGACAUUUGCUUGCAGAGAACAGGAAUCUAGAGAUCCAAUUUCAGCUGCUGCAGGAAUCACAUGGGAAAUCGGAAAGCACUAUUCAGGCUCUGGAGAAAACUCUGGAAGAAAAGAACCAUGAAAUGGAGACCGAACAAGCUCUGAGGAGACAAUCUCUGAUGGAUUGUGAAGCUGAAUGGAACCGCAAAUCAGCUGAAAAAGAGGAAACAAUCAUUAAUUUGGAAAUGAAAUUGUCCGAAGCUCCUGAUGUUCAAGGUUUAAAGGAAAUGGAUUCUGAAAAAGAAGGUAAUUCUAAUCUAAUCAAAGAAAUUGAAGAUCUAAAACUGAAGGUGCAGGAACUCGAGAGAGAUUGCAACGAGCUUACUGAUGAAAAUCUGGAACUUCAUUUUAAGCUCAAAGAAUCAAGCAGAGAUCAUAGCACCACCUCUAAUUCUCUUUUACCUGAUCAUCCAGGAAAGAACUCUUUUUCUAGGCAUGAACCAGAAGUACCUUCUGCUGAUCAUUUACAGAGUCAAUCUGUAGUUCUUGGAAAUCGAUGUGCUGACCUAGAGCUCCAGCUGGAAGCUUUCAAGGAGAAAACUUCUUAUCUUGAUGAUGAACUCUCCAAGUAUCGUGCCAGAGCAGAUGAACAGGAGACUGAACUUGUCACACUGCAACAACAAUUACAGCAUUACCAGCAGACAGAAAUUCAGAGUAAAGAAUCCAGUAUUUCUGAAUCACCUGAUGCCUUUGAAUUCACUACAUUGCUUGCUGAGUUAGAUGAACAGAUUCAACUUUCUUUAGCUGACUUAAAGCGUCCUGAGGGAACUGAUUUUGAUGACUCAGAGGUUUUGAAAAGUAAAGAUUCGACAAGUCAAAAACAGCAAGUUGAGAUUAUCUUGAAGAAUUUUGUCCAGCUAAAACAAUUCUUCAGAGAAGGUACUGUUGGUAUUGGUGGAUAUAGUAAAGAGGCAAGUGAUCUAGGAAAGCAAUUGUCAGACAAGAUAUCUGAGAUAGGGAAGCUUAAAUCCGACAAUUUGCUAAAGGAAGAUGAGCUUGUGGCUAUAAGACAUCACCAAAAGGAGUUAGAAGCUCAGGUUUCUUCUCUUCAAAAGGAGAAAAUCCAGUUGGAGGAAAACAUAGAAAUCAUGCUUGGGGAAGGUGCUGUUACUGCCAAAUGCUUGGGUGAUUUACGGAGCAAAAUGAUGGUACUUAAUAGCAAUAUGGAUUCCCAAAUUUCAACCAACAAGAUACUUGUAAAGAAAUCUGAAGAGCUUGAAAGUGGCAAGCAGGAAUUGGAAGUUCAUCUAUCUGAACUAGAAGAAGAAAAUCUACAAUUAUCAGAACGGAUCAGUGGUUUGGAAGCACAAUUAAGGUAUCUGACUGAUGAGAGAGAAUCUCACCGUCUGGAACUACAAAAUUCAGAAUCUCAAGCAAUGGAACUUAAGGGAGAGAUAACAAGAUUGGAAAAUGAAAUAGAAGCACAAAAGGUUGACAUGAGACAGAAGAUGGAAGAGAUGCAAAAGCGGUGGUUAGAAGUUCAAGAAGAGUGUGAGUACCUAAAAGUUGCGAACCCCAAACUGCAAGCUACCACUGAAAGUCUUAUUGAAGAAUGUAGUGUGCUUCAGAAGGCAAAUAGAGAAUUACGGAAGCAAAAGGCGGAAUUAAAUGAGCAUUGUGCAGUCUUGGAAGCAGAACUGAAGGAAUCUGAAAAAGUUUUUUCUAAUAUGACUAGCGAAGUUGAAGCUUUGGAAGAAAAGUACUCCUCAAUGCUCGAAGAAAUAGCCUCAAAAGAGAAAGCCCUUAAUUUGGAGCUAGAAGCACUUCUUGAAGAGAACAAGAAGCAGAAGGAAAAACUUGUUCUUGAAGAGAGCCUGUUAAAUCAGAAGUACUUGGAGAAGACAGCUGAAGUCGAAAACCUCCAAAGAGAGGUUGCUCACCUCACUGAACAGAUAUCUGCCACCCAGGAUGAAAAGGAGAAAACAGCAUCCGAAGCUGUGCUUGAAGUUUCUCAUUUACGUGCAGAUAAAGCCAUGCUUGAAGCUGCUCUACAAGAUCUUCAAGGAAAGCUUAAAUUAUCUGACGGCAAACUCAAUACAUUUCAGGUGGAGUCUGAAACUGAGGCACAGGAACUUAAGGAAGAGCUAGCUUCUGCAAAGCAAAAACAGGAAAUAUUGAUGGCUGACCAUGAAAAACUAUUAGAUUUAUUGGAAGAUGUCAAAUCCAAUGAAGACAAACUGAAAGGCACUGUUAGAGGGCUCGAACUGAAACUCAAAGCUUCUGAGUAUGAGAAUCAGCAGUUGGCAGAAGAAAUUUCCAGCCUUAAGGUCCAAUUGCAGAAAACAACGGUCCUUCAGGAUGAAAUUUUAGAUCUUAAAAAAACAAUCAGUGAAUCCAAGUUUGAAAAUGAAAGGCUGGAAGCUUCUUUCCAAAUGUUAUCCAGAGACUAUGAAGAACUCAAAGUUGAAAGAACCCUUUUAGCCGAGAAAGUCUCUAACAGUCAGCAAGCUGUUUCCGAGCUAGAUGCUUGCAGACGUAGGAAAGUGGCCCUCGAAGAAAAGGUCCUCCGGCUGCAGGGUGAUUUAACUGCAAGAGAAGCCUUGGGAACUCAGGAAGCUGCACUGAAAAAUGAGCUGGCCCAAAUUAGAAGAGAAAAUAGCCAACUCCAGAGGAAGAUAAAGAAGCUUGAGGAGGAGAAAGAUGACUGCCUGAAGAAAGCCCAAGGCCUUGAAGAGGAACUGAAGCAGAUAAAACAGGAUCAAAACAGCCCCAAGACUCAGAACAUAGAAGAGAACGAUAACCCAUCAUCAAGUGAGAAGCUGUUCAGUGAAACGGACCAAGUACAGCAACAUAUAGAUGAAAAUCACACACAGGUUGAUAACAAUCAAAACUGCAAUAAUGAGACUUCUCAAGUUUCAGGAGCCGAACUUUUGUCAAAAAUUCAGAAUCUUGAAAAUGAACUUGCAGAAGCUUUGGAGGCAAAUGACAUGUAUAAAGCACAGCUUAAGAGUUUGUUAACGAAAGAAGUAAGCUUCCAUUCGCCUGGUCCGGAAGGGGAUGCAAGAAAAGACAGAUGUGAUUGCCAGACAUCAGCACUCGAGAAAGAGCUAAAAGAACUACGGGAACGAUACUCCCACAUGAGCCUCAAAUAUGCUGAAGUAGAAGAUCAGCGAGAGCAACUCAUGAUGCAGCUUAGAGCUGCCAGUGGUCGAAGGCGCUGGUUUUAAUGAUUCUAAUAGUAUAAAUCCGGUCGUAUUGUUUCUCCAGCUCCGGCAUCCACACUGAGCUUCUGUUUUUUCACCAUCUAAUUUUUUUUUCCUAUGGUGUUUGUGUAGAUUCUUUACGAAGCAAAAUAGGGAAACAAAUUUAUGGCUGCUACAUCAGGAGCCAGCCUGCCUGCCUGGGGCUGAGAUAGGGAUUUAUUUACAGGCUAAUUGUAAUACAAGAAACAACAUAUAACAAAGUUGUAUACUAAUAGGAUUAUCAUUUCUUGUAGGUAUGCUGAGCAAUGAAAACACGAGUAUAAGGCUAUGAUAAGCCUUGAUUUCAUCUA
Gossypium raimondii (Peruvian cotton) is the source of this 5144-nucleotide messenger RNA. RefSeq lists its product as uncharacterized. The coding region runs from base 181 to 4818 and encodes 1545 amino acids. The transcript has 9 exons. The record is from RefSeq and is a predicted model, not a curated record. NCBI's taxonomy places the organism in Eukaryota, Viridiplantae, Streptophyta, Magnoliopsida, Malvales, Malvaceae.